This is a messenger RNA of Aspergillus heteromorphus CBS 117.55, 1815 nucleotides long. Its product is annotated as glycoside hydrolase family 13 protein. Bases 91 to 1815 code for a protein of 574 amino acids. Lineage: Eukaryota; Fungi; Ascomycota; Eurotiomycetes; Eurotiales; Aspergillaceae. The record is from RefSeq and is a predicted model, not a curated record. Gene Ontology annotation, biological process: oligosaccharide catabolic process. Gene Ontology annotation, molecular function: alpha-amylase activity. The transcript has a single exon.
UUCUCUUUCUUUCCUGUCUCGUUCUAAUCUCCAUAUCCGUCUUACUCCAUCUUUCUUCUGCUCUCUCCUCUCUGAUAAAAGUCCAUCAAAAUGUGGUGGAAAAACGCAACCAUCUACCAAAUUUACCCGGCCAGCUUCCGCGACAGCAACGGCGACGGCAUCGGAGACAUCGGGGGCAUCCACAGCCAACUAGACUACAUCCAGAGUCUGGGCGUGGACGCGAUCUGGCUAUGUCCGAUGUACGACUCCCCGCAACACGACAUGGGCUACGACAUCUCGAACUACGAAGCCGUAUACCCACCGUACGGGAGCGUGUCAGACAUCGAGCAGCUGAUCAGCGCGUGCCACGCCCGCGGGCUACGCAUCCUGCUCGAUCUCGUCGUGAACCACACCUCCGACGAGCACGCGUGGUUCCAGGAAUCGCGAUCGUCGCUCUCCUCCGCCAAGCGGGACUGGUAUAUCUGGCGCCCUGCGCGGUACGACGCCGAGGGCAAGCGACGGGCGCCGAAUAACUGGCGGAGCUGUUUCGGCGGCAGCGCGUGGACGUGGGAUGAGACCACGGGGGAGUAUUACCUGCAUUUGUUUGCGACGCAGCAGCCGGACCUGAAUUGGGAGAAUCGGGAGACGAGAGAGGCCAUCUAUGCGUCCGCGAUGGAGUUCUGGCUGCGCAAGGGGAUCGAUGGGUUCCGGGUCGAUACGGCCAAUACGUAUAGCAAGGAUACGUCGUUCCCGGAUGUGCCGGUGACGGAUCCGCGGACGGAGUGGCAGUAUGCGUCGCAUCUGUUCUGUAAUGGGCCCCGCAUUCAUGAGUAUCUGAGGGAGAUGGCUGGGGUGUUGAGGAAGUAUGAUGCCAUGACGGUGGGGGAGUUGCCGCUGACGAAGGAUAUCGAGGAUGUGUUGGGGUAUGUCUCGGCGAAGGAGGAGAAGCUGGAUAUGGUGUUUCAGUUCGAUGUGGUUGACUUGGGAACGGGGGCCGAUAGGAGGUAUUCUGUUGAGCCGAGGAGCUGGACCCUCUCGCAGUUGAAGGAGAGGGUGCGCGCCACGCAGCGACUCAUGGAUGGGGAGUCGGAUGGCUGGAGUACCGCGUUCUUGGAGAACCAUGAUCAGGCGCGCUGUGUGUCGAGGUGGGGGUGUGAGCGGAAUGUGGAGUUGUGGGGGCAGAGCGCGAAGAUGUUGGCGAUGAUGGUGGCCAGUCUGUCGGGGACGCUGUUUGUGUACCAGGGCCAGGAGAUCGGGAUGGUCAAUGCGCCGGCGUCGUGGGGCGUGGAGGAGUAUAAGGAUGUGGAGAGCAGGAAUUACUAUGACUUUGUCAGGCAGACCUCGAAUGGCGAUCCGGUCGCGUUGGCUGCGGCCAGGACGGCCCUGCAGCAUCUGGCGCGCGACCACGCCCGCCUCCCCAUGCAGUGGGACGCCUCGCCGCACGCCGGCUUCACGGCCCCCGAUGCGACGCCGUGGAUGCGCGCUCAUGAUAAUUACCCGGAUGUGAACGUCAAGCGGCAGGCGUUGGAUGGACAGUCCGUGCUGUCGUUCUGGAAGAGGAUGCUGGCCGUCCGGAAGGAGUAUCCGGAUGUUUUUGCCCAGGGUGUCUUUGCGAAUGUUGACCGGCUGGAAGAUGAUGAUGAGAAGCUGUUUAUCUUUGAGAAGAGAGGGGAAGGGCGGAAGUUGUUGGUUGUUCUGAAUUUUACGGAGAGCGAGCAGGAGGCUGGGUUGGAGGCGAUGUUGGGGGGGAAGGGGAAGUUGUUGCUGAGCAAUACGGGGGAGGGCGAGAGUUUGCGUCUCCUGCGGCCGUAUGAGGGGCGGGUGUAUCUGGUAUAG